Messenger RNA from Impatiens glandulifera, 2141 nucleotides. RefSeq names its product protein HEAT STRESS TOLERANT DWD 1-like. Lineage: Eukaryota; Viridiplantae; Streptophyta; Magnoliopsida; Ericales; Balsaminaceae. The transcript has 13 exons. Bases 1 to 2010 code for a protein of 669 amino acids. The record is from RefSeq and is a predicted model, not a curated record. Gene Ontology annotation, molecular function: protein binding.
AUGGAUACAGAGCAUUGGCAUGUUCAAAAAACAUCGGCUGGCAUUGUUGGGCUCGGAAAUGGGCCACACUCAUUACUCAGUCAGCUUCCCAAUGACAUGGGUAGUAGAUUCUCGUAUUGCCUAAUUAAUCCUUAUGAUAAAAGUGCAAGAAGCAAGAUAAGCUUUGAAGCUAACGCAAUCUUGUCUAGUGACAGUUCAAUCUUCACCCCGUUGGUUCAAUCCUUAAGCGUAUCUGAAGACUACUAUCACUUUACAUUGGAAGCGAUCAGUGUCAACAAUAGGGGAUUUCCCUUCAUGAUUGGUUCUCAUGAGAAAGGUAAUAUCAUGUUCGACUCAGGCUCAUUACUAUUCUUUUUGCCAGAGGAUAUGUACCAACAAUUGGAAAAUUUACUAAUAAACGAAGUUCAAGACACGCCAAUUCCUCCACGUCCAUCUACUUAUGUAAAACUUUGCUACAAGUACCGCAUGAACUUUAAAUUUCCAACGAUCGUGUUCCAUUUUUCUGAAGGCGCUGACUUGGCUUUGCCGAUGAGAAAUAGUAUGUUGGAUUACGGAAAUCUUAUGUGUCUAACGAUUGUCCCAACUAGUGGUUCUGUAAAUUUAAUUGGGAGCGUAUUACAAUUGCAGACCAUGAUUGGAUAUGAUCUUGGUUCGAACAAGGGCGAGGGAUCUUCAAGAUCGUCCGUGCCAACAAAGGUAUGGCAACCAGGAGUCGACAACAUUAAAAAGGGAGAAAAGCUUCAAUGUGAUCCGUCUGCUUAUAAUUAUCUUCAUGCUUUUCAUGUCGGCUGGCCUUGUUUGAGUUUUGACAUACUGCGUGAUAAACAUGGACUGAUUCGAACUGAGUUUCCACACACAGUUUAUUGCAUUGCUGGAACUCAGGCAAAGGAAGCUUCAUCUAAUUACAUUGGGAUCUAUAAGAUUUCUAAUAUAUCUGGGAAAAGACGGGAUUUGGUUCCCAAAUCAAUUGAUGAAGACGAACACAGUGAUAGUGAUAGUGACAAAGAGGAUGAAAAAGAGGGUGAUGGAGGGGCACCAGUCUUGCAGCUAAGCAAGAUUUCUCAUGAAGGUUGUAUUAAUCGUAUUCGCGCCAUGCCCCAAAACCCUAAUAUUUGUGUAACUUGGUCAGAUACGGGCCAUGUUGAGAUUUGGUACUUUGUGAAUCAUCUAAAAGCUUUGGCCGAGUCUGAAGAAGACAUGAGCGGAGGUGCUUUGCCAGCUUCUUCUACUCAGGCUCCAUUGGUUAAUUUUGGUGGCCACAAAGAGGAAGGAUAUGCCAUAGAUUGGAGUCCUCUUGUUCCUGGAAGGCUUGUAUCUGGUGACUGCAACAACUGUAUUCAUUUGUGGGAACCUGCUUCUGAAACAACAUGGAAUGUCGGUUCUAAUUCAUUUAUUGGGCACAUCGCAAGUGUUGAAGAUCUACAAUGGAGUCCCACUGAACCUCAUGUUUUUGCUUCUUGCUCGGCGGACAAAAAUAUAGCAAUUUGGGACAUUCGGUUAGGGAAGAAACCGGCAGCUAUAAUAAAGGCACAUAAUGCAGAUGUUAAUGUGAUAUCAUGGAAUAGGCUGGCUAGUUGCAUGCUGGCAUCUGGAAGUGAUGAUGGUACAUUUUCAAUUCGCGAUCUAAGAUUGCUCAAGGAUGGAGAUUCAGUUGUGGCUCACUUUGAAUAUCAUAAACAUCCGAUCACAUCUAUUGAAUGGAGUCCGCAUGAAGCCUCUACUUUGGCAGUUUCAUCUUUGGACAAUCAACUGACAAUAUGGGACCUUUCUUUAGAAAAAGACGAAGAAGAGGAAGCAGAAUUCACAGCUAAAACGCAGGAGCAAGUAAAUGCACCUAGUGAUUUACCACCACAGCUUCUAUUUGUUCAUCAGGGGCAAAAAUCUUUGAAAGAACUCCAUUGGCAUUCACAGAUCCCCGGAAUGAUCAUAUCUACUGCUGCAGAUGGUUUUAACAUCUUGAUGCCUUCAAAUAUAGAGACUGCCCUUCCUCCUGCAGCUGCCAAUUCUUGAAGAACACUUAAAUAGAGCUUUUUUUGUAUUUUUAAUUUCCUUCUGAAUGGAAUUUUGGUCUUGUUAUAAGGAUUUUUUUCCAUCUUUAGAUACUGAUUGUGCUGAUAGUUAUAUAAGUAUGGUUUUGUUUA